AAUCAUUCCCAAUCGCUCGGACAAAGAUAAAACAGGUUCAACCUUUGGCCUCUAUUAACUUUUGUCCUGCUCAUCAUUUAUUCUCUUCUCAUCUUUUCUCUCUUAACACCGAACACAUUCAUAUACUCAAGUGCCAUACUCAUCUACAUCCCUAUAGGUAUCUAGACACCUAUUCUUAGACUAUAUCUAGCAUUGAUCGGCAAGAUGAUGGAGUAUUUCACCUCCAAAAAGGUGAAGAAACACCGAGAGGAUAAGGCUGAGAAGAAGCGAGUAGACGAGGAAAAGGGGAAGGGGAAGGAAAAAGUAAAGGAGAAAAGUGAAGAAAAGGGCAAAGGGAAAGAGAAUGCGAAGAAAACUGGUGCCGAAGCUGUCCCAUCCGCAUCUACCUCCUCCCCCGAAGUCGUCCUAGAAUCUGCGGAGAACACACCUAUCCUCGAUCAAGAUGACGAGAAGUUUCUUGAGCGCCUUACCUCUCGGUCAGAUAGCGCUGUCAGCAACGUCGGCAAUGGCGAUGAUGAGACACCACCGCCUUUGCCCCCGCGCAUCAAAACGCCGGUGAUCGAGUUUGACGAUAGUGACUCUUCUAGUACUGCCAGCAGAGAUGAUAGUAGCGGGAAAAAGCAAGAGUCUACCCAGAAGGAGGGUAAGGAAGAUGGCAAGGGAAAAGACAAAGACAAGCAAGGCGACGAAAAGGAUAGCCAGAACAAGCCAAAGCGCUUCACUUUUAUAACAAACUUAUCACGGAACAUGACCCUUAAGCGCAAGCCUGGAAAACACCAUGAUAAAGAAGAUAAAGAUGGCAAGCACCCGGACUCAUCAGAUACGCAACAUCUUGCCGUCCCACCAGCAGACUCCACCCCCUCCCCACACGAAACACAAAAGGAAGAAAUCGAUAUCGCCCGCGUCCUCGAAGACCUAAACCUAGCCUCGUCCACCGACAACAAAGUCUUCUCACUCUCGCGCGAGUCAGCCGAGACCCUGCGCCGGUUCACCCAAGUCCUCAAGGACCUCGUCAACGGUGUGCCGACGGCGUACGGGGACCUAGUAAACCUCAUCGAGGACCGCGACAACGUGCUAGCCCGCUCCUACGAAAAGCUGCCCAAGAGCCUGAAGAAGCUCGUCGCCCAGCUGCCCGACAAGCUGACCUCGAGCCUAGGCCCCGAGCUCCUGGCCGUGGCCGCAGAGGCCCAGGGGCUGAAAGUCGGCGAGGAGGCGGGCAAGGAGGGCGCUAAGAAGCUGCUGAGCGCGGGCAACCUCAUGGAGCUGGUCACGAAGCCAGGCGCCGUGGUCGGGCUGCUGAAGGGGAUCGUCAAUGCGCUCAAGGUGCGAUGGCCCGCGUUCGUUGGCACGAACGUGCUGUGGAGCGUCGCGGUCUUCUUGCUCCUCAGCGCGCUGUGGUAUUGCUAUAAGAGGGGGAAGGAAGUUAGACUCGAGAAGGAAGCUGCUGCUGCCGCUGAAGGGGAGGGAGGGAUCGUGGUCGAGGUGGAGGAAGCGGGAGAGGAUGAGGGAGAUGGGGAGGGGAAGAAGGAGACGAAGUUGUUGGAGGCUGCGGAUCCGAAUGCGAAGACGUUGCAGCCUGUGUCCGCGGCGCCGUCGUCGGCUGUGGAGAGUGGGAAGACGUGAGUGCGAGGUUUGUAGUGGUUGUUGGUGAUUGCCUUUAAGGGAAAAGCUCAGAAAAAUAGAAGAAGAGAAAGAAAAAAAAGAGGAAAGAAAAGGAGAGCGAACAAAGGGGCGAGGAGUAAGCGAUUCAGCUCUACUUACUUACUUACUUACUACCCGAGGAACUGCUUUUCCUUAUCUCUAAAGCUUACGAAGUUAUGGAAAGGAUGAAUGGAUGGAUGGGCAGCUAUCAUGGUUUUAGUUUGCGAUUCUGCUUCCACAUUUGACGCGAUAUAUCUAUUCGUACUUGGGUAUACAUGAGAAACGAGAAACGAGGGCUCGGGAAAGAGGUCAGGGGUAAGGGCCAGACAGAGGUAAUGAAUGGAUAGUGGGAUAGAGCAAUAGGUAGGGCGAUCGGGGAAUAGGACAGCAGGGGACAGAAGCGUAUAGAAUACACGAUGAUACCCCCGUGAAUGUUUUACGCAUAGGUACGCAGUUAGCUAGUUAGUAAGUGAGCCAAGUGAGUGAAAUAACAAGCGAGGUAGCAAGCAACGAGUUCCCUUUAACUGUCGACGUGAGCAGGUAGGUUGGUGGGUAGGCAUUAGGUGUUAGGUGCUAGGCGUGUAGGUAUAUAAUAGGCAUUUGGAUAAGGAUGAUGAUGAAAUGCAAUGUCUAGUAAUAACAUACCUACCUAGGUAGACGAAAGAAAAAAAA
This is a messenger RNA of Hypoxylon fragiforme, 2313 nucleotides long. RefSeq lists its product as uncharacterized. The transcript has a single exon. The record is from RefSeq and is a predicted model, not a curated record. NCBI's taxonomy places the organism in Eukaryota, Fungi, Ascomycota, Sordariomycetes, Xylariales, Hypoxylaceae. The coding region runs from base 205 to 1623 and encodes 472 amino acids.